AGCUAACGUCAAAGAGCUUCCAUGUGUAGAUGAUGUGAAGAAAGGACCAGGGGUCGUUGGAUUAAACUCAUCAGGAAACUGUGUUUUACUGUAACAGCUCCUCCCUGCUCUUUCCCCGAAGAACAAAUCAAAAUGUUCUGAUGUCAUCUUCUGGAUCAACGCCACAACGCCAUCUAUUUAGAGCGGAGGAGGCAUCACUGAGGCAGCUGGCGUUUCAUUCAAACAAGCGGAACAGACUGAAGGAAAGUAAGGACUCCUGGUUUUGUUUGUGGGAAUUUACCAUCUAUUUGUGCCUCUUAAGCUUCGUCCUGAACCCUCAGCUCUCAUCAAAUGGACGACUUCGCCUCGGCAUCAGCUGGAUUAUCGUCACAGGGAAACAUACAAAUGGAAAAUUUAUUUGAUUUUGCGGACCGUGAAGUUUUUGCCACUUCAGUCGACCUGAAAGGAGAACUCAUCACAAGUUUGACGUCUUUCAUAAAGCUCUACAGUCAGCGCAGAGACCGUCUUCAGAGAAGUUCAGAGAGCUUCAUGCUGACAGCUGCUCGACUUCAUGAUGAUAUGCACAAGGAAGUUUCUGAGAAAAAGACGGGCCGAGGUCUGCUCACUGUGUUCGGAGGAGUUCUUGGUGCACCUUGGGGGGGCGUUUUUGGUGCAGCAUUUGGGGCAUUUGGAGCAGUUACUGCCACAGCUUGGGCCUGGCUUUGCGAUGAUAUCAACGCUCUCUGUGUAACCGGUGGGUUUGUCUGCAGUGUAUUUGGUGGUGUUGUUGGGGGAGCGUUUGGUGGUGUUGUUGGGGGAGCGUUUGGUGGUGGUGUUGGGGGAGCGUUUGGUGGCGGUGUUGGCGGUGCAGUCGACGUAGAAGCCACUGGUGGUCCAGUUUAUGGUUUCGUCAGGGAAGCAGCGUGGUUCACCAUCGGCUUUGCGGCCGGUGUUGCGAUCGGUGGUACUUACGGUGGGGCGGUCGGUGCAGCAGGCGGUGCAAGUGGUGGUGGUUUCGGUGCGUUGUGUGGGAAAAGGCUUGCUGUCAAUGUACUGGAAAGCAUUAGUGUUUUUUUCAGAAUGAAAGUUUCAAAAGCACAGAAAAUUAAGUCUGAGAAGGUGACUGUGGAACAGAAAACUCAAGAUUUCAGGGAAACUAUCAAACCGCUGGUGGAAGAGCUGAAAUCACUCAAAACCAUUUGUGAUCAAAUGGCCGCCAGUGCUUUUGUGCGCGUUGUAGCUGGACAAACCGCCAAGACGCUGGCUUUUGUGACCACGAUGGAGAAAACAAUCGUUGACUCUCAGAAGGCCACAGAUAUGCUACAGUUUGUUUCCAGUGUUGAAGAAGCAGCGAGACAAAGUAAGACGAUCACUGAGGAAGUGGAGAAGACGAGGGAGGAAGCAGAGAAACUGAGGCUGGUACAGAGACACAACAGCGAACACGUGGACUUCUUACCACACUAACUUCAGAUUCUUCAGAAAAACUGAAUCGUGUCCCUGCUUAAAAUUGAUUUGGGAAGAAAUUAAAUAAUUACAGUAGCCAUAGAAACUUUUAUUUUACAUAUGUGUCAGUGAUAAUAACAGACGUGAAACUCUGAACCAAAAGAAAUUGGUA
Molecule: messenger RNA, 1594 nt
Organism: Micropterus salmoides (largemouth bass)
Lineage: Eukaryota; Metazoa; Chordata; Actinopteri; Centrarchiformes; Centrarchidae
Product: keratin, type II cytoskeletal 1-like
Exons: 3
Coding region: 331-1443 (370 amino acids)
Source: RefSeq, a predicted model, not a curated record